Coregonus sp. 'balchen' is the source of this 20807-nucleotide messenger RNA. Lineage: Eukaryota; Metazoa; Chordata; Actinopteri; Salmoniformes; Salmonidae. The record is from the annotation of a GenBank genome assembly.
AUGGAAAUGAGAUGUUGCCCAACAACGGUGAUGUGCUGUGCUCUUGCGGUUCUCUGCUCCAUCGCUCGUUCCGUGGAUGCUUCGUUCGGGGACAGACAGUACCUCAACGAAUGGGCGGUGGAGAUUCCCGGAGGACCGGACGCCGCCAGGUCCAUCGCCAAAGAACUGGACUACCGAGUAGUCCGCCAGGUAGGUUAGCGCCACAGCAACGCCCGAGAACACUUCACCCUCCACAGUAGUGGUCUUGGAACUGUGUAUCUCUUUACAUUAUACAAUGAAUUUGCAUCUUUCUGUGUUCAAUUUGGCUCAGUAUCUUGUCUUGGUGUCAGUAUUCCACUUUAUUAUUAUUAUUAUUAUUAUUAUUAUUAUUAUUACUAUUAUUAUUAUUAUUAUUAUUAUUAAUUCGGUUGUAUACAGCUGAAAGCUGAGAUGGAGGGUGCCAUGGCAGCCUUGUUGCUGAUGUUGUAGCUUACACAGACAACAUCCUUACUGAAUUUAUGCUUCAACUGAGAUUUAAAACACAGCAACUAUAGUGAUUGGUGCACUCUGUCAAUCAUCUUCAUAAUUCUGGUCGGAGUGAGCAGGGAAAUUCAAUAGUGUAACCCAGGGUUUCACAUACUUGAUCCUGGUGUAACCGUGUAUUUGCAUAUCACUGUUACUUUAUAAUAAGUAAAUGUAUGUCAUCAAACAAGCACAAACAAUUAGUCUUAAAAUGUAUUUGGGCAAAAGAUGGGGAUCCAAUCCAUAUUUCAUGUAAUAGGCUUUAACAAUGACUCAUUGUGUGCUGUAUACUGAUGAUAGCCCCCUUCUGUAAAUAUGUCUAUCUCCAAUGUUGUAAUUCACUGUCUACCUUGUCCAAAAUAAACAUAUUAGGCCUACAGUAUAGACCCCCAGGUGAUCUCUCUCUAGUCUACUCAGAGGAACCUAGCUCUCUCACUACACAGGUCAAUGAUUAACCUGUGUUUCCAUUCAGACAGGGGGGUGGGUAUGAUGCCAUAUCAGCUCCACCAAUAUAAUAGGCCUAAACUAUGGCUCAGAGUAACACGUAUCCUAGAUUAGUGAUAUUUUUCUUUUACUUUUAAGCAGUAUCUAUGAUUGACUCAUUAUUUGCACAAUAUGCAUGAUAUUCUGAUAAGCACCUUUAGAUUCAGUGGGUUUAGCUGUGUUAUGCUUUCCCAGGAAAUUCCUGAACAAGGCCUGCUGUAAAUAUAACUAAUAAGGAAACUGGCAGGCCUAUUGCUGUUGUGGUGGUAUCUGCCUUCAUGUCAUAGAAAUAUAAUAAUUGAAUAUCAACAGCUACCCAUGUUUGAGAGUGAUCGAAGGUACUGGUUCAACAAGCUGUUCAAGACAUUUAAAGGGAAUGUCAUUCCUGGUGUAAUAUGACCCAAGGCACUUGAUUAAUAUAUAAUUAAUAAUUGCAGGCAGUCCUAUGUUACGGGAUUGACAGGAAGAGGAUAAUGGUGUUACAUCACUGUUAUGAAAUAUUAAAUAACCCACCACUCUCCUCUUGUCUGCAGAUUGGGGCGCUAGAAAACCAUUACUUGUUCAAACACCAGUCUCAUCCUAGCAGGAUGAAACGAAGUGCCGAUCACAUCACCAAACGCCUGUCCGAGGAUGAUCGGGUAAACAGUCCUAUAUCUGUAACGUUGUCUAUGGAUGUGUCUGAAAUGGUGGCACCCUAUUUCCUAUAUAGUGCACUACUUUUGACCAGGGAAGUACACUAAAGGGAAUAGGGUGCCAUUUUGGACACAGUGUGUCUCUUCUGGUAGACUCUUCUCACGGGUACAGUUCUCCAAUUUUCAGAAUAAAACACAUGUGCGUGUGAAUUAGCUACGUAAGAAAAUAUACAGCAUAAACAUAAAUAUGGCAGUAUUCUGAUAUCUCUCUGUCUGUUUGGGCGUCAAGGUAUCGUGGGCGGAGCAACAAUAUGAGAAGCGGCGCAGUAAGCGGGCGUCACUGGGGUCAUGCCGGGACUGUCCGGUGGACAAGCUGUUCAAUGACCCUAUGUGGAACCAGCAGUGGUACCUGGUAAGUCCCAAAGAUCCACACGUUCCCAUAUGUUUCCUAUAAGUCAUACCCGGUGAGUAAUAUUACCGUUUGAACAGUCUAGGUUGUUUUAUGGUUAUUUGGUUGUCUGUGUGGUUCAUUGGUUGUUUGGUUAUCUGUGUGGUUAUUUGGUUGUCUGUGUGGUUAGUUGGUUGUUUGGCUGUCUGUGUAGUUAUUUAGUUAUUUCUUGUCAUGGCCAAUAGCCAGUGCCAGAAUUGAAAUGCUGAAUAAACAGCAAUCUAAAAUGUGUUUUCUGACCAGACUAUCAGUGAUGUCAGUUCAGAUCCGGCUGGUGUCUGCUGCUGCCUUCUGUUUGACCUGAUUCACAAACAAAAUCCUAGCCUGGUCCCAGAUCUGUUUGUGCUGUCUUGCCAAUUCCUAAUGGUCAUAGUCAUUGGGUAUUGGAAAGACAGCACAAACAGAUCUGGGACCAGGCUAACACAAUCCCAGAGCCCCCUGAGAUUCAGCACUGGCAGGGACGGACAGCUUCCUAAUGAGUAGAUGUUUUGCCUUCAUAAGCCUUUUAGAGAAGUGUGUAUAGCACCAGUUCAUUAGAGGUCUUGCGUUAGACUUAGGGGGUUGUAUUAAUGUUGUUGCCUAUCACAAUUAGGAUCUGUCCAAUUGAAAGGAAAGCCUACAUGUGUGAGGAACAGCAUGUGUGUACAUUGGCGUGUGUCAAGGCUGAGGUGUAUGUGGUGUGGGAGUCAGGCGCAGGACACCGAAGCUUAGUCCAACAAAGUUUACUGUGAAACCACUAGGCAAAGAUACAGUAAACGGCCUCAAAACAAAACAGAGGCGAGCAAUACGCAAACUAUGCGUAUUACACUAAACAACGAAACAGAAACAAAAACACGCAGCACUACGGACAGGCGAAAAACAACACACAACCUAACCAAUACAAAACAGGCAACUUAUAGGACACGUAAUCAGACACAAACGGACACAGGUGUAAAAGACAGACAAAAGCAAUCAAACAUAGAAAGAUUCAACGGUGGCAGCUAGUACUCCGGGGACGACGAACGCCGAAGCCUGCCCGAACCAGGAGGAGGAGCAGCCUCGGCAGAAUCCGUGACAGUACCCCCCCCCCCUUGACGCGCGGCUCCAGCCGUGCGCCGACCCCGGCCUCGGGGACGGCCAGGAGGACGCGGAUCCGGGCGCGUGGGAUGCCCACGGUGGAACUCAGUCAGGAGGGAUGGAUCUAGGAUGUCCCUCCUAGGCACCCAGCACCGUUCCUCCGGACCGUACCCCUCCCACUCCACGAGAUACUGGAGACCACUCAUCCGGCGCCUCGAGUCCAAGAUGGUCCGGACCCUGUACGCCAGGGCCGCCUCGAUGUCCAAAGUGGGCGGAGGGGUCUUUCUUAUCUCAUCUUCUUGGAGUGGGCCAGCUACCACCGGCCUGAGAAGAGACACAUGGAACGAGGGGUUAAUAUUCUUGUACUCAAUAGGCAGUUGUAACCUGUAACACACCUCGUUCAAUCUUCUCAGGACUUUAAAGGGCCCCACAAACCGCCGACCCAGCUUCCGGCAGGGCAGGCGGAGGGGCAGGUUUCGAGUCGAGAGCCAGACUCGAUCUCCCGGUGCAUAUACCGGUCCCUCACUGCGGUGGCGAUCGGCGCUCGCCUUUUGUUGACGGAUGGCCCGCUGCAGAUGGACAUGGGCAGCGUCCCAUGUCUCCUCCGAGCGCCGAAUCCACUCAUCCACCGCAGGGGCCUCGAUCUGGCUCUCGUGCCAUGGUGCCAGGACCGGCUGAUACCCUAAAACACACUGGAAAGGUGUUAAAUUGGUGGAGGAGUGGCGGAGAGAGUUCUGGGCCAUCUCUGCCCAGGGGAUAUACCUAGACCACUCCUCCGGCCGGCCCUGGCAAUAGGACCUCAGAAACCUACCCACAUCCUGGUUGACUCGUUCAACCUGCCCAUUGCUCUCUGGGUGGUACCCCGAGGUAAGGCUCAUCGAGACCCCCAAGCGUUCCAUGAACGCCCCCCAGACUCUGGAGGUGAACUGGGGACCUCGGUCAGACACAAUAUCCUCGGGGACCCCAUAGUGCCGGAACACGUGGGUAAAUAGGGCCUCAGCGGUCUGUAGGGCAGUAGGGAGACCCGGCAUUGGGAGGAGACGACAGGCCUUGGAAAACCGAUCCACAACGACCAAAAUGGUGGUAUUCCCCUGGGAGGGGGGUAGGUCGGUCACAAAAUCCACCGAGAGGUGGGACCAUGGUCGUUGUGGAACGGGCAGGGGAUGUAACUAUCCCCUGGGCAAAUGUCUAGGCGCCUUACACUGGGCGCACACCGAGCAGGAGGAGACAUAAACCCUCACAUCCUUAGCUAACGUUGGCCACCAGUAUUUCACGCUAAGGCAGUGCACUGUCCGGCCAAUACCUGGAUGUCCAGAGGAGGGUGAUGUAUGAGCCCAAUAAAUAGGGCGAUCACGAACCUCGAGCGGAACGUACGUCCGCCCCACAGGACACUCGGGGGGGAGUAGGGUCGGUACGCAGUACCCGCUCGAUCUCCGCAUCGACCUCCCACACCACCGGAGCCACCAGACAAGACUCCGGCAGUAUGGGAGUAGGCUCAAUGGACCUCUCCUCUGUGUCAUACCGCCGGGACAGGGCGUCUGCCUUACCGUUCUGGGACCCUGGGAUGUAUGUGAUCUUAAAAACAAACCGGGUCAGGAACAUGUUCCACCUAGCCUGACGAGGGUUCAAUCUCCUAGCUGCCCGGAUGUACUCCAGGUUACGGUGAUCAGUCAGAAUGAGGAAAGGGUGUUGAGCCCCCUCAAGCCAAUGCCUCCACACCUUUAGGGCCUGGACUACAGCUAACAGCUCCCUGUCCCCUACGUCAUAAUUACGCUCCGCCGAGCUGAGCUUCUUGGAAUAGAACGCACAGGGGCGGAGCUUAGGUGGCGUGCCGGACCGUUGUGACAGGACUGCCCCAAUACCGGCCUCGGACGCGUCUACCUCUACUUGGAAUGGUAAAGAGGGAUCCGGAUGCGCCAGCACCGGGGCCGAGGUGAACAGGUUCUUCAGUUUGACAAAUGCCCUGUCCGCCUCAGCUGACCACUGCAAACGAACCGGACCCCCCUUUAGCAGGGACGUAAUGGGAGCUGCAACCUGUCCAAAGCCCCGGAUAAACCUCCGGUAGUAAUUAGCAAAACCCAAAAACUGCUGCACCUCUUUUACAGUGGUUGGAGUUUGCCAAUUACGCACGGCCGACACACGGUUCAACCUCUAUCUUCACACCAGACGCAGACAACCGAUAACCCAAAAAGGAGACUGACUCCUGGAAGAACAAGCAUUUUUCUGCCUUGACAUACAAGUCAUGCUCCAACAGUCUCCUCAACACUCGGCGCACCAGGGCUACAUGCUCGGCUCGUGUAGAAGAGUACACUAGGAUGUCGUCGAUGUAUACUACCACACCCUGCCCAUGCAUGUCCCGGAAAAUCUCGUCAACAAAGGAUUGGAAGACUGAAGGAGCAUUCAUUAACCCGUAUGGCAUGACGAGAUACUCGUAAUGACCCGAGGUGGUGCUAAAUGCUGUUGUCACGGGUUACAAAGCCAGAACCCAGAAGCAGACCAGGACAAGGUGAGUUGAAACGAAGGUGAGUGUUUAUUUAACAGAUUCAAAAGCGAUGCUGAAUAAUCCAGGGAACAGAGCGGGCGGCGGAGAUGAGUUGGUGGGGGUGCAGUGACAGGUCCAAUAAUGGCUCGGCAGCCGCCGACCACCAGGCAGGGGUUGGGUGAAGGUUCCGGGUGAGUGACUGCAGAUAGAACAAAACGGAGGUAAGUACACAGCAAGCCAACAAGGUGCAAAACAACAAAACUAACGCUAGAAGCUCUAAGGCUGAUACACUGAUAAACAUACUGUUCAUGGCUAACGAUCCGGCAGGGAAUGGAUGUCAGGUCAGAGCUUAAAAAGGGUGAUGAUCAGGACCAGGUGUGCAGAUCGCUGAUGGGAUGCAGGUGCGGUUAAUCAGGAGAGCUCCCGCCUAGCAACGUCGCCCGGCAACCAGGCAGGGAGCGUUCCAGAACCCUCAGGAAACUGGAGAUUCCGAGCAGAAAAUGACAACACAGGCAGGAACCGACUCAGGAUGCAGGGUUCAUGACAGCUGUUUUCCAUUCAUCCCCCUCCCUAAUGCGCACCAGAUUGUACGCGCUCCUGAGAUCCAAUUUUGUGAAGAACCGCGCUCCGCGUAAUGAUUCUGUCAUAGUCGCAAUCAGUGGAAGAGGGUAACUGUACUUAACCGUGAUCUGAUUGAGACUACGGUAAUCAAUACACGGGCGCAAACCCCCGUCCUUCUUCUUCACAAAGAAGAAACUCGAGGAAAUCGGGGAAGUGGAGGACCGUAUGUAUCCCUGUGCCAAGGACUCGGCUAUGUAAGUCUCCAUAGCCGCUGUCUCCUCUUGAGAUCUAUCGCACAAUCCCCCUGUCUAUGAGGUGGUAGCCGUGUUGCCCUCGUUUUGCUGAACACCAGUGCUAAAUCCUCAUAUUCAGGGGGAAUGCGCAUUGCGGGCACUUGGUUCGGACUCUCUACCGAGGUCGCCCCUAAGGAAACCCCUAGACAUCUCCCUACACACUGGGCAGACCACUCCAUAAGAGCCCUCUGUUGCCACGCAAUGGUAGGAUCAUGGGCGCUUAACCAGGGAAGCCCCAGCACCACGGGAUACGCAGGAGAGUCAAUCAGAUAAAACUGAAUGAUCUCCUCAUGACCCCCCUGCGUCGUCAUCUUAAGUGGUGCUGUGACUUCUCUGAUCAACCCCGACCCCAACGGCCGGCUGUCUAGGGCAUGAACAGGAAAGGGGGCUUCUACCGGCCGAAGGGGAAUUCCUAACCUAUAACAAAAUGCACGAUCAACAAAAUUCCCAGCUGCGCCUGAAUCUACUAGCGCCUUAUGCUGGGAAUGAGGUGCCACCUGUGGAAAUCUCACAGGUAUACACAUGUGACCAACAGAGAGCUCUGGGUAAGUGGGGCGCCUACUCACCUGAAAUGACUCCCCAGUGCGUGACCUGUUGUCCCCUCUCCCAGGAGACCCUCCCCAGCACCUGGCCGUGGUGUGUCCUCCACGGCCACAGUUGGUGCAGGGGAUGGCCCCCCUCGGGUUCUCUCUCCUCCUCUCUCUAGCGCCAGCACCUCCGAGCUCCAUGGGAAUCGGCUCGGAGGUGCUGGAGGGUGGAAUGGACGACCCCCACUCGGGACGUCCGCGGGUAGCCAGCAGGGUGUCGAGACGGAUGGAGAUGUCCACCAACUGGUCGAAGGAUAGGUUGGUGUCCCUGCAGGCCAGCUCACGACGAACGUCCUCUCGUAGGCUACACCGGUAAUGGUCGAUGAGGGCCCUCUCAUUCCACCCCGCAUCCGCCGCUAGAGUCCGGAACUCCAGGGCGAACUCCUGUGCGCUCCUCCUCCCCUGUCGGAGGUGGAACAGACGCUCCCCCGCCGCCUUCCCCUCAGGUGGAUGAUCGAAGACAGCCCUGAAGCGGCGGGAGAACUCCGCGUAGGUGAUGGUAGCGGCGUCUAUUCCCCUCCAUUCGGCGUUGGCCCACUCCAACGCCUUGCCGGAUAGACAGGAGAUGAGGGCGGAGACGCUCUCGUAUCCCGAGGGCGCUGGGUGUAUGGUGGCCAGGUAGAUUUCCACCUGCAGGAGGAACCCCUGACACCCGGCUGCAGAACCAUCAUAUGCCCUCGGGAGCGAGAGCCGAAUGCCACUGGGUUCCGGUGCUGAGAGAGGAGGACUGGCCGUUGGUGAUGGGAUGGUGUGAGAAGGCGUGGGCACCUCUCCCGUAACCAACCGGCGCAGAGUGUUGGACACCUCGUUCAUGGCGGCCCCAAGUUGCCGGAUCAUGAUGUCUUGGUCGCUGAUCCGAUCCUCCAGUGACUUGGGUGCCGCCACUGCUCCUGCUGACUCCAUACUGGUGUGUUGUUCUGUCAAGGCUGAGGUGUAUGUGGUGUGGGAGUCAGGCGCAGGACACCGAAGCUUAGUCCAACAAAGUUUACUGUGAAACCACUAGGCAAAGAUACAGUAAACGGCCUCAAAACAAAACAGAGGCGAGCAAUACGCAAACUAUGCGUAUUACACUAAACAACGAAACAGAAACAAAAACAUGCAGCACUACGGACAGGCGAAAAACAACACACAACCUAACCAAUACAAAACAGGCAACUUAUAGGACACGUAAUCAGACACAAACGGACACAGGUGUAAAAGACAGACAAAAGCAAUCAAACAUAGAAACAUUCAACGGUGGCAGCUAGUACUCCGGGGACGACGAACGCCGAAGCCUGCCCGAACCAGGAGGAGGAGCAGCCUCGGCAGAAUCCGUGACAGUGUGCACAUGCAUGUGUGUGUGAGGAUGAGACAGAUAUCUUCAGCGAUCAUACAUGAAUAUGUGUGAGACACUUGAGAAAUGUGAAAGAAAAGGUUUUAACCAAAUUAAUUAGUAAUCAUCCGAAAUCCCAGAAAGAAGACUAUUUGUUUAAUUGAACAUGCUGGCCUGGCAGGAGAUUAUAAGGGAACUCAACUCUCUCCAAUCGUAAUCCAGUGGAACGGAAUAGGCUGUCGCACAUUAAGACCCAAUUUAGCCGUACACAAUGGCUAUUUCAGCCCAUUGAGGCCAAGCCAGUGGAUGAUAGUGUCACAGCUAUGUAUUCCCUACCAGAUACAUUACAGACAUAUCCACUUCAUCCUGUGUUUAGGAUUAGGCUGAACCAACCUAUACUCCAUUUUUACUAUUUUAUUCUAUGUCAUUACUUUUACAGGUUGUGUUUUGAUAGCAUGCCAAUAGCAUUUUUCUAACGUUGAUACACUAUUAUGGACCCCUUGCAACUAUUGUGAGAGUGGAGAGAACUUUUGUAACGGUAUUUGGUCAUUUGUUAAAAGCUAAAAGAGUUAUUAUUUUAUUUUCCAUGACAGAGGUGCUGGCUAAGUCAACAUCUCUUAUCUCAUAAAGAUAGGACACGUGUGUGUGUGCGUGUGCACGUGUGUGUGUGUGUUUGAGUAUGUUUACUUGCGUCAGUGUGUGUAUUUCCUCCACUCUUUCCAUUUUCCCUGAACUUAAUGAACUGAGUCACUCACUGCAGGAAAUAAAUCGAGAUGGAUCCUUUUUACUCAUCUGGGCUGAUGAUCCUAAUUGAAUUGGUCAUGGCAUGCUCGUUUUCUGUAUGCCACUGAGAGGGCAUGGCUGACAAACACCUACACCUGCCCACUAAUUUGUGACACCACUCUGAUUGGCCUAGGCCGGCCCUAGGGACUGUCAAAUAUGACAGAAAGAAAGAAAGAGUAGUAAUACCCAAGGGAAAAUAGAAAUAAGGGUGUGUGGGAGGACAAAAACGAGGGAUAGAGGAAGAGAGAUAAAGCUAAUGAGGGAUAGCAGGAAUGACAUGGAAGUUGAAGGGAGAAGAGUGAUAGGAAAGGAAAGGAGGGAAUGAGGAUUGCGUAGAGAGGUAGAGGUAGAGAGAUAAAGGUAGAGGGGGGGUGACAAACAUGACUUGGACAGAGGGAUGGAGGUACUGAUGGAUAGAAGAAUUGAAGGGGGUUUGGAGUGAGGGGCAGAAGGCAGUGAGGGAGAAAGAUGUAAUGGAGAGAGGGAGGGAUGGAGAGAAGAAGGGAUGGAGAAAGUGAUGUGGAGAGAGGGAGAUGGAGAGAGAUAGAGAUUGUAGGAGUGGGUGACUGCCUGAUAAUGUAAUCAAAGGAGUGACUCAUAAUACAUUUAGAUUCCUCCCUCUGUCAAGGGGUGUGUGUGUGUGUGAGUGUGUGUGAGUGCAGGUUUCAGUUUGUGCACGUACUGUAAGCGUGUGUGGAUGCCGAUGUGUUUGUUUACUGUGAGAGUCCAUUCUAAAUGUUUGCUUGUGCAUGCGAGCAGGGCUGUUUGGAGCCCACAGUUUACGUGCCAGUCAAUAGAUGAGUCAUCCAAUAAGAUACCAAGACAGAGGAGCUACAGAAACCGUCAAUAGGACCGCACAGCCUGAUUUCUAACAUAAUCUCUGAUAUUCUGCCACAUUUAUAUGUUUUGGUCAUUUGGUAGGAUAUCUAUAGGGAAAAUGUCAUAUAUUUGACUGUUUUGUCAACCGUCCCUGUUCUAGAAACGUAUUGUGUGGCAUCUGUGUUGUAAGGAUGAAUCUGAGGGUUUUGAUGAUAAUCCAAACAGUCAGUCUCCAGUCUCCAACUACCACCCCCCAUCUCUUCACUUCCUCCAGUAGUCGGAGAAAAACAGAGGAGAGGGAGAGAGGGAAGAUAAGUGACACGGCCCAAAAGAGAAGAGAAAUGCGAAAGAAAGAGGGAGCAAGUGAGAGAAAAACAGAAGGAGAAAGAGGGGGCGCAAAAGAGAGCAAGAAAAAGGAGAGAGAGAGGAGAAAUGGGGAAGAAAGAGGGAGCAAGUGAGAAAAAAGAGGAGAAAUUUGAAAAAAAGGAAAGCGAGAGAGAGAUCACAGCGAUGACUCAUUGCACUGGGUGGCGUUCCGCAGUGUCUGUGCAUAAUGCGGGAGGUAACACAGCAGCUCCAAGACUUUCCUAGUCUUUUUUUAGUCCCGUCUGCUGCUCUGAAUCAUCCCAUCUCUCCUCAGGGAGGACUGCUGCACUUUCACUCCCUACUGAUUAGCCAAUUAACACUAGUUGGGCGCCCCAAACAUAUACACAUACAUUUACAUUACAUACAUUAAAGGGAUCACUGAUUAGAUAGAGGCUUGGUAGAGGUGAUAGAGGUUGGUCUCGCACAAUGACACAAUGAUGAAGUAUUAUUGUUUUAUUACGCGUCACAAGAUUCUCAACCUUAGUGCGGUCUUCGGUGAUCCACUUAGUUGAAUAAUUUUGUUGGAUUAGCCUGCACGCUCUCCACACCAAGGGUUUCCUGCUGUAAGUGGUCAAGAGAGUGGAGUCAGCCAGGACAAAGAAAGCAACAAGCUGAUAAUUGAUUCCUGAAGGUCAACUUUGGACAUGACAGUCUCCAUUAGCGAAGAUGGGGCUAGCAUAGCGAGGUGGCCAUCUUCAGUUGACCUUUCUCCAUUGUUUUGGAGACUGGCCUAUGAUACUUGAUAUUCACAGACGCAAUUUAGGUGAAGUACCUCACUCUUAAGGCACCACAGCUGUACUGUUCUUUUUCCAUUGUUGCGUCGUAUGGGAGCUACUUCCUGUAUGUAAAUCCAGUGCCAAUGUCAUGAGAUCUUGUCUUAAAGGAAUACUUCAGGAUUUUGUCAAACUUCACUCAGAGACAUAUAAAUGGUAUCCAUGAGUUCAUCUGACUCUGGGGAAGUAGAUAAAGGGCCUCGUUGCCAAAAUCCCGGAGUAUACCUUUAAUGCUUAAUGUACUGUGCACAUUAUUUAACUACAAAUAACGUAAACUACUCUCUCUCUCUCUCUCUCUCUCUCUCUCUCUCUCUCUCUGUCUCUCUGUCUCUCUGUCUCUCUCUCUCUCUCUCUCUCCUUCUCUCCCUCCCUCCUUCUCUCUCUCUCUCCUUCUCUCUCUCCUUCUCUUCCCCCUCUGUGUCGCCAGAUAAAGGGCCUCUUUGCCAAAAUCCCGGAGUAUACCUUUAAUGCUUAAUGUACUGUGCACAUUAUUUAACUACAAAUAACGUAAACUACUCUCUCUCUCUCUCUCUCUCUCUCUCUGUCUCUCUGUCUCUCUCUCUCUCUCUCUCUCCUUCUCUCCCUCCCUCCUUCUCUCUCUCUCUCCUUCUCUCUCUCCUUCUCUUCCCCCUCUGUGUCGCCAGAUAAAGGGCCUCUUUGCCAAAAUCCCGGAGUAUACCUUUAAUGCUUAAUGUACUGUGCACAUUAUUUAACUACAAAUAACGUAAACUACUCUCUCUCGCUCUCUCUCUCUCUCUCUCUCUCUCUCUCUCUCUCUCUCUCUCUCUCUCUCCCUCAUUCUCUCCCUCAUUCUCUCCCUCCCUCCUUCUCUCUCUCUCUCCUUCUCUCUCUCCUUCUCUUCCCCCUCUGUGUCGGCCAUUCCAGCAAGACACUCGGACGUCGUCCUCCCUGCCCAAGCUGGACCUCCACGUGAUCCCUGUGUGGAAGAAAGGGCUCACAGGAAAAGGAGUGGUCAUCACCGUGCUGGACGACGGUCUGGAGUGGAACCACACUGACAUCUACCCCAACUAUGUAAGACCACGUUUCCACGGCAACAGACAUCACUAAGGGAGAGCGUUCCCAUAGCAACGUCAGUGACACUUACACAGCCAUUCAUGAAGCACUAAUAAGCAGUAAUAAAUUGCUAUAUGAUAGGUGGUGUUGACAGUUGUAUAGCGUGCAUUGAGUAUAGAACUGGACAUCAAUAAUAGGAGGAAUUAUUGUGGGUCUAGAUUAUUUUGUAGUUGUUGCGUUGACAGGUACAAUACUUGGCUAGUAUAACUGCAAAGUUGCCUUUAGCAUUUAUCAAGGUUUUUCCUCAAAUUGGUUAAAGUUCAUAGUGAAGAAGUCUUAGCUAGUGACUAUUGUGUUUGCACAUUUUGAAAUAGUUUCUGUAAAAGUUUCAAAUAAUCUACAUUUAGGCCGCCAAACCCCAUUGCAAGUGAGACGAUGGUUUUCAACAAUAAGUUGUUUUAGUCAGGUGGUUUUUAAUAAUGAACCAAAGCUCAUUAGACAGUCAUGUUGGCACAUUUCUCAAAUCUUAAAAUGAGAGGAUAUCUGCGUUUUGGUGGCAAACAGUAAUUCUAGCAUGGCUGUGAUUAAUGAAAUGGACUCAAGCGAGACGCUCAUUCAUCCUCACUCAUCGAGGCCCUCUGCUUUCAUUUGCAUCAUUUUCACAGAGUCAUUCUUACAAAAGUAAUUUUCUUGCCAUUAUUUGUUUUCUUGUACAUUAGAGCAGACUGGUAUGAAUGAUUUUGAUUCAAGUGUAAAACUUUUGAAUUAGAUAUUUUCAAAAUUACUAAUAAAAUUGUCCACACUCAUCUUAACUGCAGAUUAUAUUGUCUUAUUCAGUUUCUACAACCUUGUAGCAAUAAACCUUUAAGACUUAUCGACAAAUGUUAUACAUUCCACUCUCUCAAACUGAAUGGCUUUGUUUCAGCCCUAAAUAAUUUCCUCCAUGGUCCUCUUGUCUGGUGUUCAACCAUCCAUAGACGUUAUUUACAGUCUCUCUCAGUGACAACAGGUUGGCCCUCGGUCUAGUAACCUGUUAAGUGGGUUGCCAGAUUGGGUUCUGAAUCCUGUUGUGAUUUCCCUGUCUCGUCCUUAUCCAGGACGCAGCAGCCAGCUACGAUUUCAAUGACAACGACCCUGACCCCUUCCCCAGAUACGACUCCACAAAUGAGAACAAGUAAGUUGGUUAUUUAUUUCAGGUACAUAUCAUGGCUUUUUGUGGCAUAUGGGAGAAGUGUGUAGGACUUUUCACACACAUUUAUCUCUUUUCAAAUCAUCAUUUGUAUAUUCAUCAUUUACAUGCAUAUGCCUAUACUUAUGUGGGCUAUCUAGCAUAGUAUCCAAUCAAAAUGAUUAUGACUCCAGUAGUAAUGGAGAAUGUUAUUCCUCAUGGAUCGGGUCCCAUGCAGUCUGAAGGCCGCCAUACAAUCCAUGGAAUCCACUUCCUAGUUACAGCAUCCUCUAUGUCGAUUAAAUAACCUGUUAAGUAGGGGGGCAGGCUUACAGUAACACCCUAACACACAGGUCACAUCGGCUGGAAAUGGGCAUAUCAGACACACACAGAUGAUCCAACUGGAGCUGUUGAUGUAAAAUAAUGUUAUAACAGUCAUAUUGAUAGGGUUCCUCACUGAUUUGCUUUAUAUAUUACGCUAAGUGUGGAAAAUUUGAAAAGCAAUACAUUUCCCAGGGAAUCUAUAGAUUGACCAAUUUUCGACAUUUACCAGAAAAUGCUGUAUAUUGAAUUAUUCUAUUACAUGUCCAUGAGAUCUAGCCUGGGAGACAGGUUAGCGUGAGGGUCAGUAAAAGUAGUUCACCAGAAUAACACUCAGACUAUCGACUAAAUCUUUCCACUAUCUGCCAUUGUGCCUGGUAGUGUUUGCUUGGGUGGUAGAUCCCAUAGACGUAGAAUUACAGUAUUACAGAUAGUAUAAUUAUAGUAAAUCUAUUUAUAUGGUAGAUCCUAACCAUAACAACUCAAAGCAGUCCAUUUUACCUCUGACAAUGUCACAUCGUCGGAAAUUGGUUUGGAACUGAGGGAGAGAGAGAAAAUGGCUUAAUCUGUUGGGUAAACGUUAAAAGCACACAGAAAACCGCUUACUAAAACCCUCAAUGGUUCAAUGCUCCUCUCUCACUCUCUCUCUUUCUCUCUCUCUCUCUCAAUACAUGUAAAUGGGGACUCACUCUAUGACAGCUGUGAGGGUUACACAAAAAACACACACUCAGCCCACCCCACUGCCCACCCAUGUUGUUAGUGCACUCUUUUGUUGUCAAUCUACUCUGAGCGCUCUCUGUAUAAUUUAGACUCUAGCAGCAGGCUGUUUAUUGUCUCCUAUAAGCAUGCCAAAUGACAUGAAACCAAAGGACCUUUCAUUUUCAGUUGACAAGAUUCCCCCUCAGUAUCAAUAUUUUCUAUGGCAAGCACAUACUGAGAUGAAGGAGUUUACGUAACCAAACCCGAAAUGAAUCGGGUGACGCUGGCACUCUUCCAGAGGUUUUAUGGUGGAUCUGCAAUGUUUUGAUGAGAUUUUAAAGCUUACUGUAAGCAAUACUGAGAUUUACCAUCAACCAGUUUAGAAAGGUUCCGGAUCAGACUGGUGUAAUCUGAAUCCACUGCUACAUGUAUAUGAAAAUAUAACUUCAUUCCGUUAGGGACAGAUUGUUAAGAAAAAGGCCAUUAUGUUUAGUUGUAAUUGUGUGUUCUGUUUCUGUAUGUACUCAGGCACGGGACCAGGUGUGCCGGUGAGAUCGCCAUGCAGGCAGAUAACAAUAAAUGUGGAGUCGGGGUGGCGUACAACUCCAAGGUUGGAGGUAAGAGAUGUAACGCAAGCACACCUGGUGUGUGUGUGUAUCUGGGUGAUCCACACAGCAGCUAGAAGGGAAGUUGUCCUGGUGGCGGCCUACUUUUUUGAGCGGAUGGUUACGCAAUACCACUUAACCAAAUGACUGAGCAACAAUUGGGCACCUGUUGUAGGCCUAUACCAGUUAGGAUGGAUACAUGUUUUAUAUUUGGGCACAAGACUGCACUACUUGCAAAGUAUGACUCAAAACACUUCAACUACAGUCAAUCAAACAUUUCCCUGACGCGUUCCAUCAUGUUGACCUUCAGGGAUCCGCAUGUUGGACGGUAUCGUGACGGACGCCAUCGAGGCCAGUUCUAUUGGCUUCAAUCCGGACCACGUGGACAUCUACAGUGCCAGCUGGGGACCCAACGACGAUGGCAAGACGGUGGAGGGCCCCGGUCGCCUUGCGUCAAAGGCCUUUGAGUACGGCAUCCAGAAGGUAACAUGCCACAGUCCUUUAUUUUUUCCCCUUUAAAAAAAUAGCAUCACAUUAAUCAACAUCAUGUUAUUCUGUUGUGUCACCAAGUUCAUAUUGAUUGUAAAAUUGACCGUUCAACGGCACUCCACACUUCAUAAUGACUGAUUUAUAAAUAAGGAACUCAUAUUAUUAUUCCAACAUAAUUAUUCCACUUUUACCCACAUAGCAGUCAAAACAAACUAAAAUCCUAACAAAUCAUCUAUCUAAAUACAUAGAAAUGUGAUUAAAAAGGGAAGAUAGACAAGGAACCUAAGCAAAAGGCUACUAAAAACAAACUUAACACUAACUCCUCACCCAUCUCCUUCCCCUCAGGGCCGGGGAGGGAAGGGCUCUAUCUUCGUGUGGGCGUCGGGGAACGGGGGCCGCCAGGGGGACAACUGCGAUUGCGACGGCUACACAGACAGCAUCUACACCAUCUCCAUCAGCAGUGCCUCCCAGCAGGGCCUGUCCCCCUGGUACGCUGAGAAGUGCUCCUCCACCCUGGCCACCGCCUACAGCAGCGGAGACUACACCGACCAGAGAAUAGUGAGUGACCUUACCCCCAGCUCCCCCACACCACUGGAUAGUGGAGAUUAGUGUUUGUGUCACAUUUUGUUACUUUACUUUAUGGUACCUAUGGUAACUUUGUUUACUUCUGUCUUCCUGCAGACCAGUGCUGAUUUGCAUAAUGAAUGCACAGAGACACACACGGGAACCUCUGCCUCCGCCCCACUGGCUGCUGGGAUAUUUGCCCUGGCACUGGAACAAAAGUAAGGCAACAAUCAAAUUAAAUUAAAUUUUGGGCCUUCCUCUGACACCGCCUAGUAUAUAGGUCCUGGAUGGCAGGAAGCUUGGCCCCAGUGAUGUACUGGGCUGUACGCACUACCAUCUGUAGCGCCUUACAGUCGGAGCGUCUGCUUAAACGAUGACUUAAACAAUUUCCACUAAUGAAAUAGGUGUUUAGGGACAUGUCGGACUUCUUAUUUGUCUAUCCCCACUAACCCCUCACCUCAGCCCUGAGCUGACAUGGAGGGAUCUGCAGCACUUGGUGGUGUGGACGUCUGAGUUCGACCCGCUGGCCAACAACCCCGGCUGGAAGAGGAAUGGGGCAGGCCUGAUGGUCAACAGUCGUUUUGGGUUCGGCCUGCUCAACGCCAAGGCCCUGGUGGACCUGGCCGACCCAGCCACCUGGAAACACGUCCCCGAAAAGAAACAGUGCAUAAUCAGGGACGACUCCUUCCAGCCCAGGUACAAAGACACUCUAGUAUUCUAGUAUACCAGAAACAUGUAAUCCUCUUGACGUAACAUACAUGCAUUUUACAUUUACAUUUUAAUCAUUUAGCAGACGCUCUUAUCCAGAGCGACUUACAGGAGCAGUUAGAGUUAAGUGCCUUUCCAGGGGCACCUAUUUUCCACCUAGUCGUCAGAUUUUUCCACCUAGUCGGCUCAGGGAAUCGAACCAGUGACCUUUCGGUUACUGACCCAGUGCUCUUAACCUGCCGCCCUGUAUUGUUCAAUUCAGACUAAUUCCUGUGGACAAGCACAUUUAUGGAGUGCACCGGAAAUUCCAUUAGGGACAGAAUCCCGCGUCCUGAGAUGUCCCUGUGUUUUGGCUCUUCUAAUGACUCUAUGAUAAUGCCAUCUGUAGUUUGACCGGUUUCUCAUAUGGAACAAUUAUAACAAAGAGAUUUGUGUGUCGGGUCAAGUGUUGUUUUGUGUGUUUAUGUUAUGUGUACAUGCAUAAGCGCACAUAUGUGUAUGUCCACGGUCUGUAUUGAUAGGAAAGCUGGGAUUCCGUCUUAGAUUUCUGUAAUGGAAGGCUCAAACAAUCUUUGGAGCGAUCUUCUAUUUGCUAAUAACUUUAGGUUAUUAGGCUUUAGGAGUUUAAAGCUAGAGCUAAAGCUAGCUGGCAAUGUUGCAAAGCCAACAUUUAUCUCCAGAUUAAACCUCAGAAGGAAGGGAUUAGAUUUUUUUUAUCUGAGCAGAUGUUUUGUUUACCUUCCUUUCGGAUUAACUGCCUUAGGACGCGUGGGCGCUAGCUAGUUUAGCCACCAGCGCUAGGCUAAAUGACCUUCAGUUCAAAGGAUAGGUUUGGUAUAGAGUUUACAGUUAUGGUUCCUUACCCUGACAGUAGUUUACAGGCUAUAAGAGACUGUAGUCCACAAUAUGGAUUUCAUUAAACAGCCUUACUAGCCUCUGCUAACCAAACAUCAAUGGGAGAGAUUAGGUCAUGAGGACAAUAUUAGCUGUGAAUAAAGUUAUUUGUGACUACAAACACAAAGGACAAACACAAAACAUGUCUCUGCAACCUGAUUCUUGGUCAUGUCCCUUUGCCAGGCAGCUAGGAUUAAGCGACUCAGUGGCAUGACACCCAGUUUCCUUUUUACCUAGGCCAGGGAUCAUCAACUAGAUUAAGUAUUUUAUGUCCAACAAUAAAAAAUUAAAAUUAAAAAAUAUAUAUUUUUAAACUUCAUUUUAUUUUGCUCAGAAAACUUGGCGGGCCAAAUAUAAUCCCUUGGGGGGCCACCAGUUGGUUAACUUUGACCUAGGCCAUCAUGAUCACGCCACCUCUGUAUAAUCCGGAGGAUUUAAGCCUCCAUUUGUGUCAUUGCUCCAUCCAUUCACAUCUUGGGUGAAUAUAGGGAUUAACCCUGAUUUUGGGCCAACCACUGGCCAUCGAAAUGUAUGUGUUGUCAAAUCUGGUAAUAUGUAGUAUUCAUUUAAUAUAGUCAGACAGACAACUCUCAUUAGAAAUACUGUAUGUCAGAAUGUUGACAUGUAUCCACAAGUAACACAUACCAAUAUAACCAAUAAAUAAUGGUUAAUUGUCACUAUUUAGAUUUAUUAUGAGACCAUGUUUUGUCCGACUAUAUUCGAUGGUAUAUGAAUCAUGGCCAGUAUACGUUGAACCAAUGUUGUUUGAUUUGGUAUGUUAUGGUGGUAGUGCAACCACAGUACUGAUUUCCUGUGCUGUGUCAUUUUCCCAGGGCAUUGAAAGCAGCAGGAGAGAUCACCAUUGAGAUCCCCACCAAGGCCUGUGCCGGCCAGGACAACACUGUCCUCUCACUGGAGCAUGUGCAAGUGGAGGCCAGCAUCGAGUACACCAGGAGAGGAGACCUACACAUCACGCUCACAUCCCCAACAGGUUAGACACACACACACACACGUUUGUUAAACUAUCCUUCAAAAUCCUAUUUUCCCUAACCAUAACCCUUAACCUAACCUUAUCGCCUAACUCUAACUCCUAACCCUAAUUCUAACCCUAAUCCUAAUUGUAACCUUAAAGCAUGAAGCACACCGAGAAUCUCACUGCCAAUAGACUUAUCACAGUGGGAGGCCGUUCCUUCUCUUGCGAGAACAAAAGCGGUACCUGCUGCAUGCCGACCCGUUAGCGACAAACCUACCGUUUCUACUUGUAGAAUAGAAAUGCUCGUCAGUGGCCAACAACUUGACUUGAGCCAAUCAGAGAUACUAUAUAUUUUUUUAUAUAGUAUAUCCACGGAUGAGCCUGUUACACUUCAUAUGCAAUGUAGGCUAUGGGAUGGUAGCUAGUUACAGUAAGUACACAGACGCAAUGCACACAACACUAAAUACUUCCUCCAAGCUAGCUAACCACUGUAGUUAGUAUUGACAUUACAAUUAAAUGACAAUGGAUUAGCUAGUUUACAUGAAACAGCUGCCUGUGUUAGCUGCCGAGUUAGAGCAGUGUCCUCUAGCAAAUAUGCUAACGUUAGCUAGCUAGCUAAACAGUUGGCUAUGUGCUGGCACUGACAGUAUGGGAUUAUGGAGAGUGAAUUAAAUUGUUUCUUCGUCAUAUUGCUAGGUAGUUAUCUAGCUGUGGCCAUCUGGCUAGUAUCAACAAGGGCUUUCUACAAAAUAACAAUAUUAGCGCAGCUAGCUAGCUAGCUAACACUGGAAUCUAGACCAUAAGCAACACACACAGACAUGCAUUGACAAACAACGCUAUUGCCACCUCUUGGUUUGGAGUAUUUUAACAAGGCUGAGUAGCUGAUGACUUCACAAAAGAGAUUGACUGCUGACACUGUUCAGAGGUGCUAAGUACUGUCGGCAGAUAAAUGUUCGACAAUCCUGGCGGUAUGUCUGAGCUAUAACCCUAAACCUAGCCCCUAAGCCUAAAAUAGCCUUUUUCCUUGUGGGGACCGGCAAAAUGUCCCCACUUGUCCGAAUUCUCCUUGUUUUACUAUCCUUGUGAGGACUUCAUGUCCCCAGGAUAGUAAAACCAAAAAACACAAGGCUAUAUGAUCCAUUAUUAUUUUCUGCCAUCAGGCACUAGCACGGUCCUGCUGGCAGAGAGAGAGAGGGACAUGUCAUCUAACGGCUUCAGGAACUGGGACUUCAUGUCUGUUCACACCUGGGGAGAGGACCCCACUGGCACCUGGACCAUCAAGAUCACUGACAUGGUCAGUCACAGGGCUGGAGAACGCUUUGGCUGUUUCACAUUUUAAAGGGAUAGUUCCAAUCCAUUACUCUCCAACAAAGUUUGUUUAGACGAUUUCAAACUUAAUAGAAAAUGGAGCUGGCCAUUUACUGUGGUCGAACUGCUCAAAAUGCCACAUAGCAUAGGCAUUGUGUUGUAUCAAUUGUCCAUAUUGUUUUUGACGCUCUUUUUAUAUUUCCCUUUGUCAGUCCGGGCGGAUGGAGAACGAAGGUCAGAUCCUGACCUGGAAGUUGAUUCUCCAUGGCACGUCAGAGAAGCCCGAGCACAUGAAGAAACCCAGAGUGUACGUCCCCUACAAUGCUGUCCAGAAUGACCGUAGAGGAGUAGAGCACAUGGACGACAUGAUAGGGGUGAGCACGAUAAUUAAAGGGACUUUUCACCUCUUUUUAACUUCAUAUUUAUUAUCUCCGGAACCAUACCAGUGUCUACAUAUGAGAUAGUUAAAUAUACAUGUGUAUAUAUGGUCUGUCGACUGUUGUCAGACCUCAAAUGCAAUUCUGUGUAGCUUACUGACCUCAUCCACUAAACCAUUUUCUGUCUGUAUGUCUGUUCUUCUUUCUCUCUAUCCAAUCCUAUAGGAACUGCCCACCCAGGUUGAGGCCCACCCACCCCAGAAGACCCAACCCCCUCCUUCAGCUACCCCCGAGAGGAAGCAGACGAGGCCCUCCUCCCCACCCCUGUCCCCCUCCCUGGCCCUCCUGCGUCUCCUCCAGACGGCCUUCAACCGGCAGACCCCCUCCCUUCCAGGGGGAGCAGGCCCUCGCAUCGCUCCACAGAAGCUGUACCAGGCCCUGGACAGGAUCAACCAGUACCAGCGGACCGGGCAGGAUGACAGCCUUUACAGCGACUACAGUGACGGCUUCUACAGCGCCAAGCCCUACAGGCACAGAGACGACCGGCUGCUGCAGGCGCUCUUCAACAUGCUCUCUGACGACAGGCAAUGA